AUGAAGUUCACCCCUAUUAUAGACAGGCACGCAGCAUUGCACGACGCUUCGAAGAAAGUCCAUGUUACUUUUGACGAUGAACCUACCGAGACAACAGUACCAUUAAAGAAAAGAUCGCAUCCUGCUCACGAUAAUGAUCGAGAAAAGAAAAAGAGCAAGUCUUCCGAGAAGACGAAAAAAAAUAAAAAAGAAAAAGCGAUUCAGGACAAGGAAGUAAAGACAACCGAGAAAGCACCCGAAAAGAUAGAACCAACAAAGCCUCUCUCUGCUGUACCUAUCAAUACACCUACCUCAAAUGAACCACCUAAAGUACGUGGUCCCAAAUUCACACCUAAAAAAGUCAAAGGAAAAAAGCAACCUCCUAAGAAACUUACGGAAGAAGAAAUUCUGGCCAAAGUAGCAGCCAAACGUAAGAAGAAUGCAUUGAAAAGACAAGCCAAAGUCAAAGUCAACGGUGAACUGGUCUCUCGACCCGCUUUUCAUAUCAUUCCUACUUCACUCACACAAGUGAUACCUACCAAACAACUAGGCGAAUUUGUGUUGUAUGCCUUGUCUGAAACAACCAAUUUAGCAUGGUGUAGUAUUAUUCAUAAGGCAAAAGUAGAACGACUUGUGAUGGUAUUUGCUCAGGGCUUAAAUUGCACUGAUUUUGGUAUCUCUAAUCCUUCUUCUCCUGCUCCUUUUGUGGACCUUGAUCAGUUGGAUAGUACACAAUGGGUUGGUAAAGCAUCUAUGCCUUUCUUAACCAAACAAAGCAAAUACAUGAUUGUCAAUCAAAUUUCUGGACAUAAUGGUCGAUUCAAUUCACCUGUUGCUGAUAUUCUCCAAUGCAACAUGUCCAACACUAAAAAAGAGAAACUUGCGAACGAACAGUCUGUGAAGGGCAACAAGUUUAAAGACAAUAUGCGUGAAUACUAUGUCUUGUCGCUUGAAGAAAUGAAAAAGGCAGAUUAUCCUAUACCUCCCUUUUUAGACUCAAGUGUUUGUUUGCCUGAAGGAUGGAAAGAAACACACGCCUCUACAGAACCAUUGGCUCCUGGUCAACCUAAACGCAUUAUUGCUGUUGAUUGUGAAAUGGUCUUGACUGUCAGAGGCUCUGCUUUAGCUCGUAUUACACUUAUUGAUGAAGACGGUAGUGUCUUGUUGGAUGACAUGGUCAAGCCUGAUCAACCUAUUAUUGAUUACUUGACUAAAUACUCUGGUAUUACACCUGCUGCCAUGAGCACAGCGACAUGUUCUCUUCGCCGUGCACAAAAGCAUGUUCGUAAAUUUGUGAAUCACAAUGUCAUUCUUGUAGGUCACGGUUUAGAAAACGAUUUAAAGGCACUACAACUCGCCCAUCCUUACUGUGUUGAUACCUCUCUUAUCUAUGAUCACCAUAAGGGUCCUCCUUACAAACCCUCACUUCGAUUCUUGGCCCGCAACUAUCUUAAGCGCCGUAUUCAGGACCGUAAUGAAACGCGUGUGGGUCACGAUUCUGCUGAAGAUGCCCGUGCCACAUUGGAUUUAUUCAAGCUCAAGUUGGCGAAUAAGAUCAGUUUUGGUAAAUACAAAAAGACAGAAUUGAUUAUGGAUCGGUUAUUGGCCAAUCGACCUAGUAGAACAAGUGCUAUUCUCGAAGCAAGUCAAAGUGAACAGCGUUCUUUUGGUGCUACUCAUGGUGGUGACUAUUAUCGUGUGGACACAAAUGAAGCACUGGUUGAAUUGACCUUGGAAAAGAUCAAGGAAAAGAACUUUUUGUUUACGCGUUAUCAAUCUAUGCAUCAAAAGGAUCAAGAUGCUGUGCCUGGUAUUGUUCCCAGUGCAGCUGCUAGCACUCAAUCCAAGCGUGCUCUUCAACUUCAACAGAUGGAUGAUUACAUCCGUCGUAUCUAUCAUGGACUGGAACAGAACUCAUUUUUGGUUGUUUCUGGUGGUGUUUGUGAUGUACCUGAAUACAAAACGUAA
Molecule: messenger RNA, 1947 nt
Organism: Gilbertella persicaria
Lineage: Eukaryota; Fungi; Mucoromycota; Mucoromycetes; Mucorales; Choanephoraceae
Exons: 2
Coding region: 1-1947 (648 amino acids)
Cellular component (GO): nucleus
Molecular function (GO): exonuclease activity; nucleic acid binding
Source: RefSeq, a predicted model, not a curated record